Molecule: messenger RNA, 2124 nt
Organism: Acaromyces ingoldii
Lineage: Eukaryota; Fungi; Basidiomycota; Exobasidiomycetes; Exobasidiales; Cryptobasidiaceae
Exons: 2
Coding region: 44-2086 (680 amino acids)
Biological process (GO): protein N-linked glycosylation
Cellular component (GO): endoplasmic reticulum membrane
Molecular function (GO): dolichyl pyrophosphate Glc1Man9GlcNAc2 alpha-1,3-glucosyltransferase activity
Source: RefSeq, a predicted model, not a curated record
ACUUCUUCCUGAGACGACGACAGAGACACAGGCGACCAGCAAAAUGGCGCCGAGGCCCACCAGGACGGGCCUCGUCUCGCAGCACUGGCAGCUCGAUGUCCUCAUCGUCUCGCUCGCCGUCAAGCUGCUGCUCAUCCCCGCCUACCACUCAACCGACUUUGAGGUCCACCGGCACUGGCUCGCCCUCACCCACUCGCUCCCGCUCUCGCAGUGGUAUUUCGACGAGACCUCGCAGUGGACGCUCGAUUACCCGCCUUUUUUUGCCCACUUCAGCUGGUUUCUCUCCUUGCCUGCCAAGCUUGUCGAUCCAAAGAUCAUCGACCUUCGCAACGGGCUCGGGUACACAGGAGGCUGGUGCAAGCCAUACAUGCGCCUCAGCGUCAUUGUCACGGAGCACCUCUCGCUCGCAAGCGCUCUCUGGGCUCUCAGCCGACCAUCUUCGCAAUCUGCAUCGGGAACGGCGGAGCAGACAUCACCGCCAACACCUCCCCUUGUCGCAGCGGCCAUCCUCCUGCACCCAGGCCUCGUGAUCGUCGACCACAUCCACUUUCAGUAUAAUGGCUUCCUCUUUGGCAUACUCUUCUGGUCCAUCUGGGCCGCAAGAGAGGGCCGGCCGCUGCUCUGUGCGCUGCUAUUUGCCAGCCUGCUCAACUUCAAGCACAUCUACAUCUACGUCGCACCGGCUUAUUUUGUCUACCUGCUUCAGACCUAUGUGCUCAAGCCGCCCUCGGCAGGAGGCUCAGGAGCCAUCACGGGUGCCGGCGAACGCCUUUUCACACUUGGUACCAUCACACUGAUGCCCUUUGCCCUUAGCUUGAUGCCACUAUUGGCCUCGGGCUUGACGGCAGAGGCGCCCGCAGGAUCUUUCGGCAUCGUCAAGCAAAUGGUGUCGAGGCUGUUCCCCUUCAGCAGAGGCCUCAACCACGCCUAUUGGGCUGCCAACUUCUGGGCACUAUACACGUUCGCCGACCGCGUGCUCAUCAAGCUCGUCGGCGUCAUGGCCUGGGCCGACGACGAGAAUGCACAGGUCUCUGCCUCGCGCGGCAUCAUUGGCGACACCGUCUUUGGCGUUCUGCCUCAGAUUACGGCGGGCCACUGCUUCCUCCUGACCUUGGCCUUCACCGUUGUCUUUUCGGCCAGGCUGUGGUUCCGACCGACGUACCACUCAUUCGUCGAGUCAAUUGGCCUCUUCGGCCUCACUUCGUUCCUCUAUGGCUUCCACGUCCACGAAAAGGCUGUCCUCGUCGGUCUCCUUCCCCUGACUCUCCUAGCAUCGCUCGAUUACCGGCUGGCAAGGAGCAUCCUCGUUCUGUCCCUCAGCGGCAUUGUGGGAUUGUUUCCGCUGCUGUACGAGGCAAGAGAGACACCCAUCAAGGUCGCCUACACGCUCUUGUGGACCAUCAUCUUCUUUUCCGGGUUGGGAAGGGCCGUGUACCGUCCCGUUCCAACCAAUGUUGGCGUAUUUGUGGCCCAUUGGCUAGAGGAAGCCUACCUUGUCGGCUUCGUUGCCUUACAGGUCUUUGUCAGUGUCGGUCAUCCGCUUCUCGUGGGCUACCUCGCGUCGUCAUCGCCGUCGCUGCUGAGCAAGACGGAGGAACACGCACAGGCGCUUGUAUCGUCCAUUGUUGCAGCCGCUUCUUCUUCUAGCUCUUCUGUCUCAGCAUUAGCAGCGUCAGCCUCUGCCGCCGCCACUGCUGCGCCUUCACCCACCGAAGAAGCGUCCAAUGCAGCCUCGUCGGUGCUUUCUUCCCUCUCGUCAAUCGCUGCUCCGCUCGCCUCGUCCGCGUCCUCGUCCGGCUUCCUCGCCACGGCUAUCUCUGUGGCCCGCCUCGCCUCUCCUAAACAGCCGCCAUCGCCCGCGAUACCUGUGCCAGAGCCCUCAAGCGCCAAUCUCGAGUUUCUCCCACUGAUGCUCACGAGCGUCUACUGCGCCAUCGGCGUCCUCUGGGCCUGGUUUGUGCUUGGCAUCCGAUAUCUCUUGGCCCCGGCGACUGAAGAGGAGAAAAGCGAAGAUGCCGCCGCGCCAACUCGGAAGGGCGUUCCUGUCAACGUCUUGCCACCAAGCCCAGAAAAGACAAGAAAGUAGACAGGUUCCUUGAAAUGCAAUUGAACUUGGUUAAGUAC